AUGAUGUCUUGUUCAAUAGAAUCCUAUGUUGCUCAUGUCGCUUUCCUUCCAAGUGCUGGCUUAGGCCAUCUCAAUCCAUGUCUAAGAACAGCUGAACUAUUUCUUCGUUAUGGAUGCAAACUCACUCUCAUUACACCAAAACCAACUAUCUCUUUAGCUGAGUCAGAUCUCAUCACUCAUUUUUGUUCUUCUUUCCCUUCAUCUCAACUCACUCAAAUCGACUUAAAUCUCAUCCCUUUAGAUCCAUCCAUCAAUGUUAACAGCGUCGAUCCUUUUUGGAUUCAGUUCGAAACCAUUCGUCGAUCGCUUCAACAACUUUUACCUUCCAUUCUAUCAACACUUUCACUCUCAGCUCUCUUCUAUGAUGUUAGUUUGAUUUCACCUUUGGUUUCCAUCAUGGAAAGUUUCUCUUUUCCUAGCUACAUUUAUUUCAUAGCACCGGCUAGAAUGUUUUCUUUCUUUGCAUAUCUUUCUGUUCUUUCUGAGAAAAACAAAGAUGAAAAACAUUUUUCAUUCAACGGUGAUUUUGUUGAAAUACCUGGAAUUGCACCAAUACCAAGAUCUUCACUGCCUCCUUUGAUUCUUCAACCUAAUAGUCUUUUUGAGAAGAUACUUAUGGAGGAUAGUCCUAAACUUACAAAGCUUAAUGGGAUUUUUAUGAACUCUUUUGAAGAAUUAGAAGGUGAGGCAUUGACUGCACUUAAUGAUGGAAGAGUAGUUCCUGGGUUGCCUCCUGUUCAUGCUAUUGGUCCUUUGGUGCCAUGUGAAUUUGAAAAGGUAAGAUGCUCAGCUAAUGAUUGCACAAAUUCUAUAUUGAAGUGGCUUGAUGAACAAGCUACAGGGUCAGUGGUAUAUGUUUGCUUGGGAAACAAGACACAAACAAAGAGGGAACAGAUAAAAGAUAUGGCUAAUGGGUUAAUAUCAUGUGGUUUCAAGUUCAUAUGGGUGGUGAAAUUGAAAGUAGUUGACAAGGAAGAAGAGGAGAAUUUAGAGGAUGUAUUAGGCAAUGAUAUAAUGAAGAAAGUGAAUGAAAAGGGUAUAGCUACAAAUGCAUGGGUUAAUCAAAUGGAGAUUCUUGGUCACCCAUCAACUGGAGGGUUUGUAAAUCAUGGUGGGUGGAAUUCAAUAGUAGAAGCUAUAUGGCAUGGAAAGCCUAUUCUAUCAUGGGCUCAUGAUGGGGAUCAAAAGAUAGCAUCUGAAGCACUGCAAAUGAGUGGGGUGGGGGUUUGGCCUCAAGAGUGGGGGUGGGGAAAGCAAGAUCUGGUGAAAGAGGAGGAGAUUUCAAAGAGAAUUAAAGAGAUGAUGAGUGAUGAGUCUUUAAGGAUCAAAGCUAGGAAAAUGAUGGAGGUUGCUAGAAAAGCUGCUGGUGUUGGUGGGAGUAUUGAGAUUGUGAUUAAGAAACAAAUUGAGGAGUGGAGAAUGAAUGCUCAAGAUAUAUGA
Molecule: messenger RNA, 1440 nt
Organism: Lathyrus sativus (Indian pea)
Lineage: Eukaryota; Viridiplantae; Streptophyta; Magnoliopsida; Fabales; Fabaceae
Source: the annotation of a GenBank genome assembly